AUGGGUGUCAGCAAAUUCUCCUACGAUGCGGUGCAUUGGUGGAUGAGCGAGAUCCAAGCCAGGGUUGUAGCUCAAUCUGGGAUUCCAGGUGACAGAUUCCAUGCUGGCAAAUUGAUUUUAGAUGCUCUUAAAGAUGUCCCUGACAAAGUUCUUCAGAUCGAUGGAGCUACUGGGGAAUCCGAAACAUUUGGAUCCGCAUUGAAGAGGUCUGUUCAAUGCGCCAACGCAAUGCGCAAGUUGGGCUUAAAACAUAAUGACGUCAUAAUUCUGAUGGGACCGAACCACAUCCACCUAACCAUACCGAUGUACGCUGCCUUCUAUCUUGGUGUUGGUGUAGCUGGGAUUGAUAUGGCCUUGGCCGUUAGGGAACUUCACGACACAUUCAGUUUCAACAAGCCUAAAAUCAUAUUUUGCCAAAGUGAGAGAGUCAAGGACGUAGAAACGGCUUUACAAGGACUCGAUUUCUCCUGCGAUAUAGUUACGUUUAAUCCGGGCACUUCCCGAACAAGUCUUUCAGAAUUCCUGGAUUCUGGAAAUGACGUCUCUAUAGAAGAUUUCAAAGCAUCCGACUUCGACACUUCAGAGACUGCAGCCAUGUUAAUAGCGACAAGUGGAACAACUGGCUUUCCGAAAUCUGCUGAAGUUACGCACAAGAAUAUGUUGUUAGGAGCGCCUUACAUGUGGUCAUAUUUCGAUACUUUCCCAUCGCCCACACCUCUGCCCAUAGCAAUAUCUCCAAUCCAAUGGUACUCAUCUAUAUUCUUGUUCGUGACAUGCCCCAUGAUGAGACAAACCAGGGUACAGUCAUCACACCCCAUGACGCAGGAGCACGCUUACGAAAUCAUAAACAAAUAUAAACCGUCAUUUGCGAUGUCCAGCCCAAACAUGUGGACCACGUUAUUCAAGCAAGGAGAUCGCGAUAAGUGUGACUUCUCAUCGUUUGAAAUCAUAUUAGCUGGUGGUAGUGCUAUGCCACCAACACUUGUGGACGAAAUAAAGAAAGCGACACCAAAUACGUUUGUAUUGAAUGUUUAUGGAAUGAGUGAAAUAGCCGGUUUGGGGCUUCUACAUGAUGUCACAAUUCCUCAAGCUGUUGGUAGACCAAUCCCAUACUUGAAAUACAAGCUAGUAAAUCUUGAAACUUCAGAGGAAAUAACGGAGCCACAUGUAAAUGGCGAACUAUGGGUUAAAGGACCAAGUAUUUUCAAGGGUUAUUACAACAAUCCUGAAGUAACCGCCCAGACUCUGACGGAAGAUGGCUGGCUGCGAACUGGAGAUAUUAUGUACAGGGACGAGCACUGGUUGUUCUAUUUCGUGGACAGGUUCAAGCUAUUAUUGAAAUAUAGGAAUAAUCAAAUAUCGCCGGUGGAAAUCGAAGCUUUAAUAAGCAAGCACCCUGGCGUCUUCGAUGUCGCGAUUACGGGGAUCCCCCAUCCAGAACACGGGGACUUACCCAUUGCCUUCGUUAUUCAACACGACGGCUACAACUUAAGUGCUGAAGAAAUAAAGGAUCUAGUAAAAAAUAACUUGACUGAUUCCAAGCAAUUGCGUGGCGGAGUCGUGUUUGUUAAGGAACUACCCCUGACACCGUCUGCGAAGGUAGAUAGAAAGAAACUCGCCGAAUUGGCAAAGCAAAUCAAGGCAGAUUAA
Molecule: messenger RNA, 1650 nt
Organism: Leptosia nina
Lineage: Eukaryota; Metazoa; Arthropoda; Insecta; Lepidoptera; Pieridae
Source: the annotation of a GenBank genome assembly